Eimeria tenella is the source of this 1453-nucleotide messenger RNA. RefSeq names its product Aaa family atpase. The annotation marks the transcript as partial. The record is from RefSeq and is a predicted model, not a curated record. Gene Ontology annotation, molecular function: ATP hydrolysis activity; ATP binding. The transcript has 9 exons. NCBI's taxonomy places the organism in Eukaryota, Apicomplexa, Conoidasida, Eucoccidiorida, Eimeriidae.
GGCUUACGGCCGGUCCAGCGCAGCAGCAGCGGCAACGGCAGCAGCAGCGGUGACGGCGGUGCGAACAACAGCAGCAGCAACGAUGACUCCCCUGAAGAUGACAGCAGCAGCAGCAGCAGCAGCAGCAAAGAGGGUUUGCGGUUUUACUGCUUAUCUGCUGCUGCUUGCAAUGGGCCUGGAGGCGAAGAGGUUUUGGAGCAAACUUUUGCUGCUAGUGCAGCAGCAGCGCAGCGGCAGCAGCAGCAGCGGCAGCAGCAGCGGCACUGCAACAGGUCUUGUGGAUGCAAUUUGCCGCAGCAUUGACUCGCUGCGCGGCACUCAGGUGUUCGUGCUAGGUCUUGCUGCUAGCCCCGCUGCAGUCCCUUUGGCGCUGCGGCGCAGCGGCCGCUUCGACGUGGAGCUGCAGCUAACAGCUCCUGCUGCAGAAGAGAGACUGGAGAUCCUCCAAGCAGUGGCGGAGAGCCUGCCGUUCAAGGUGUCGACGGGGCUAGCUGCUGCUGCUGAGGCAACAGCAGGAGCUGUUGCUGCUGAUUUGCACGUUUUGCUGCACGCUGCUGCAGUUGCUGCGCUGCAGCGCACGCAGCAGCAGCAGCAGCAGCAACAGCAGCAGCAGCAGCAGCAGCAGGGUGCGGGCUGCAGCGGCGGCUGCUCCUCUCCCGCGCGCCCCGCAGCCCCAACAACAGCAGCAGCAGCAGCAGCAGCAGCAGCAGCUGCUGCUGCUGCUGCUGGCGGCGGGAUCUGCGUGGAAGCAGCAGACUUGCUGCAGUCGCAGCAGGCGCUGCAGCUAACUUUGGAAAAAGAAACUGGCAGCCUCAGCAAAACGAAAUUAAAGACAAGUUGGAGAGAUGUGGGGGGCCUUAAGAAGGCGAAGCAGCAAAUUGAAGAAAGAAUUAUCUUCCCCGUGCUCUUUCCGCAGCUCUACAAGCAAGUCGGCCUGCGCCGCCCCAGCGGCAUUCUGAUGUUUGGGCCUCCCGGCUGCGGCAAAACCCUUUUGGCCCGCGCCCUCGCGAAGACCUGCAACGCGCACUUCUUUUCAGUCAAGGGCCCGGAGUUGCUGAACAAGUUUCAGCAGGAGCCGCAGCAGCAGCGGCGGCGGGAGGAGCGGCAGGGACGGGUUCCGCAGCAGCAGCAGCUGCUGCUGCGGAAGAAAAAGCGCAAACUGACCCCCGCCGACGCGCAGCCCGCGCGCCGCAGCAGCAGCAGCAGCAGCAGCAGCAGCAGCAGCAGCAGCAGCAAAGUGGAGGAGCGGCUGAUUGCGCAGAUGCUGACGGAACUCGACGGACUCGAAGCAAGGGGAGAUGUCUUCGUUGUUGCUGCUACCAACAGACCCGAAGCAAUUGAUGCUGCGCUGCUGCGGCCCGGCCGCCUCGAAGUUCAGGUGUACGUACACCUCCCAAACCCCACAGACCGGCAGCAAAUCUUCAGGUGCGGACUCCGAGCCAUGCUCCGCGAC